AUGCAGACUCUGUCUGAAGACACUAGCUCAAUAUUCACUGCGAAUGAGAAGGCAGAGUGGGCUGAGAUCUACGAUUGGGAUGACUCCAUGUUAUGCAUCCUUGGUCAUUUGCAUCUCACAACUGGAUGCCUUCAACUCACAGCAACCAUGUGUCUGAGCAGCGAGCUAAGCUUAUCUACAAGCUAUCUACAGGAGUCAGAGUUGAUUUUGCGCCUGCACAGAGUCUACAUCAGAGGCUUCAUCUGUGGAUCUUGGCUUGUUCGCUUUCCUACUCCUCCACUUCCAACCAGCAGCCGCGAUUCAGGCACUCCAGGACAUCGUCUACACUCUCCAGACCUUCACGGAGAGUUCAGGGCCUUCUCGCCAACCUACAAGGUGCUUGUAAGACACAAAGCUAAAAAGGGGGAGAUUGAAGAUGCAACUGGUUUGACGCAGAUCGUGAAUCAGUCAGGAAGUGCAUCAGGACGUAUGGACGGACAUGUAGCGGAGCUUAACGGAGCUAAAGGAUUGAUGCUGAGCUGGAUGCGAGCUUGUAGCGGUUAA
This is a messenger RNA of Microthlaspi erraticum, 543 nucleotides long. Lineage: Eukaryota; Viridiplantae; Streptophyta; Magnoliopsida; Brassicales; Brassicaceae. The record is from the annotation of a GenBank genome assembly.